AAUAAUAUUCACCAGCAAACCGAUAUCCACCGAGUACCAUAUAUAAAUCGGCCACAUAGUGAAUACUGCGUUGAGACUACAGUUCUUUUUUAAAGGAUCUUAAUCAGCAGUUUAAUUAAGUGGGUAGUGCCUGUUAUUGGAACCAGGAACCUUUGAUUUCCCUUUCAGCAUGAGUUCCGCAAUCUGGAUCGUCUUGGGUAUUUUUAUUGUUUGUAAUAAUCAACAGGUGGCACAAGCCUCGGCAGACGGGAAGACUGUAACAGGAUGGCAGAACAUCCGCAGUGACCGGAUUGCGCGCAAUAUUUUAUCCAACGAAUACAGUCGAUGGCCAAACGGAAUGGUUGUCUACGUAUUGCAAGACAAAAUCGAUAACACCACCAAAAAAAACGUUCUAACAGCUAUGAGAAACAUCAGCCUGGAGACAAAUAACUGCAUCCGCUUUCGGGAACGCACCAAUGAAACUGAAUAUUUAUGGAUUACACGCUCUCGCCCAAUUAUCUGCGCGGCAGAAGUGGGCAGACAACGACGUCGGAGCCAAAUGUUCGUCAGUGCGCAUUGUUCGUUUGCCGACAUUCUCCAUGGCUUUCUGCAUGUUCUCGGCUUCCUUCACGAGCACACACGACCCGAUCGGGAUAACUACGUAAACAUCAACUGGGAGAAUAUUCCAGAAGGAUUUGAGCACAAUUAUCGCAAGCGUGGAGAUGACGACGUUACCGUUUCGGGAUUGCCUUACGAUUUUUCGUCUCUCAUGCAUGGUGAAGAAUAUGCGUACGGUUUGAGGCAGCCAGUGAUGACACCCGUGAAUCCCAACCAAAAACUGACCAAGAAUCUGCGUCUCAGUGAUUUGGACAUCAAGAAAAUCUUACGAGUUUACGGAUGUUAGCAAUUUAGAUACACCUUUUGUUUAUUAGACGCUCCAGCGAAUCGGGUUUGUCAUAGAGCGCGCUUUGUGUUAACAAGAUAAUAUGUUAGUUCCCUGUUCGAUUCGUACACAAUCGUUUCGUACAUAAUCUUGCUGACUUUGUCGUCAGUUCGUCAUAAACGUUGAAAAUCACAGCAUACUUGCUUGCU
Paramacrobiotus metropolitanus is the source of this 1071-nucleotide messenger RNA. Its product is annotated as astacin-like metalloprotease toxin 2. The transcript has 6 exons. The record is from RefSeq and is a predicted model, not a curated record. Gene Ontology annotation, biological process: proteolysis. Gene Ontology annotation, molecular function: zinc ion binding; metalloendopeptidase activity. Lineage: Eukaryota; Metazoa; Tardigrada; Eutardigrada; Parachela; Macrobiotidae. The coding region runs from base 170 to 883 and encodes 237 amino acids.